UAGUCUCGGGUACGGAGCGCGUUGAGCCGGCGGCCUCCAGCUUCCGCCCGACGCGCCAUCUGCGCCUGCGAUACAGCCCGGUUUGGCCCCGAGCGCGCUGUGGUUUCGGCUUCUUAGCCUUGGGGCGUGGGACCCGCGCGGUCCUCACGCCCCAACCGGACUCCAAGGCGGGGAGGCUGCUUCCCGGGGCCGGCGUCGUUUUCUCGGUGUAGCGAAACCUCUAAACCGUUCUUGUUUAAACAAAGCCGCAAGAGAGAACUCUUCAGAAGCUGCAGAGGAAGCUGGGUUUUGCCGCUUUUAGCUGGUAGUAAAAGAGGCAAUAAAGAAGCGAGGGUAGCAGAGCAGGCGAGUGCCUGGGCCGGGAGAAGCUGCAGCUACGCCUUUUACUGCAGGAACUUCCACCCGAAUACGUGAACUCCUAAUUAUGCCUUGGGGAUAUAGCCCGGCUCUCGCUCCCCGCCUCCCCCAGCUGCAUUGUUCAUUAGCUCUUUCAUCAUACAAUGGGUCCACUGAGUUUGUGAGCCUUGAUUCUAUUCAUUUUAUCAGGGUAUUGUUUUAGUAAAAUAAAGCAUAAAGAAGGUCAGAAUUAUCAGAACUCCAGGGGGUCUCUGGGUUUACUUAAACGCGCUGCCCUGUCCUUGCUAAUGUAAAUCAUCUAUGCCAACCCCGUUGGAGCGCCAGGGCGAGUUGUAUACACCACUAGCGUUUUAGUGUGGGAGUACCCUGAACGUUUAAUAGAGAAUUGGGACUGUGCCAUUUUAAUUCUCAUUUGACUGAUUUAUCACAAACCAAAAUUAUAAAUUGGUAAGGUAAAUUCCACUGCAUUUUGAAUGAUCUUGGUGUGUAUCCAGGAUGUUUUCAAACUGUUAAAAGGUCAUUUUUUUCUUCUUUUUUCUUUUAGUAAGAGACAGAGGUCUCGCUGUGUUGCCCAAGACUGUCUUGAACUCCUGGGCUCAAGUGAUCCACCUCGGCCUCCCAAAGUGCUGGGAUUACAGGGGUGAGCCACCGCUCCUGGACAAGAAGGCAGUUUUUAAAGGCAUAGUAAUUUACCACUAAUAGGACAUCCUUUAAAACUGGGCAUUUCUCAUUUAAUAAACUUGUGAUUUAUUUGCUAGACAAAGAAUUGUCCAGUUAUUGAAGCCAUCGUAAGUACAAGAAGUGAUAAGCCGGUGCCACUGAUGGUCAACAGUGGAGGAGCAGUCUGCACUACAGUGGAGUGUAGUCUACACCUCUAAAAUUUUGUCCUGCAGUUCAAGUGCAUACUUGCCAGUUUUAAAGCUUCUCUUCAAAGGGGAUGUAAAUACGUUGAUGCUCAGCAACCUCUACCACUAGCAGCAGAGAAUAAACACUAAUCAUGUUUUAAGUUGUAGAAUAAAAGCUGCCACGGUGACACCUUUUAUAUCUUAAACUUUAAUAUCAACUUUUCAGUAACCUCCAAAAUCUGCACUUUUAUAAGAUAAUAUAAAAUAACAGAAAAAUGUGUUCAUGGCCAGGCAAAGUGGCUCACGCCUAUAAUCCUAGCACUUUGGGAGGCCAAGGCUGGAGGAUUGCUUGAAGCCAAGAGUUCAAGACCAACCUGGGUAACAUAGACCCCACAUCUCUAUUAAAAAAGAAAAGAAAAUGUAUUCACCCCAACCCCAUAGAUAUACUUUGUAGUCCUGUGAUUUCAAGUACCCACAGCAUGCCCAUGAGUAAGUGGAUGUGCUUUCCCCAAUUUGAGACUUACAAAAUAGAGAAGGAAUUACCUAAAGCUCAUCUGUAGCAUCGGCCUGGGAUCAGCAGCUUUAGAGGUGGGGACUGUCCUGCCAGCUCUUACUGUUUCUUGGUGCUUCAUCCCUAGCCCCACUCACCUUUCCCUAUAGGAACUUGGAAAAGCUGGGCAAGUCCCGUGGCACCAGCCUGCACAGGAAAGGAAGAUUGAAAGAACUGGUUUGCUGAUUUUUUAAAAAAUGGAUUUGGCCAACCAUGGACUUAUUCUACUGCAACAGUUAAACGCUCAGCGAGAGUUUGGUUUCCUGUGUGACUGCACGGUUGCAAUCGGCGAUGUAUACUUCAAGGCACACAAAUCAGUUCUUGCUUCAUUCUCCAAUUACUUUAAGAUGUUGUUUGUCCAUCAGACCAGUGAGUGUGUCCGCUUGAAACCAACUGAUAUACAGCCUGACAUCUUCAGCUAUCUCUUACACUUGAUGUACACUGGGAAGAUGGCGCCUCAGCUCAUCGACCCGGUUCGAUUAGAACAGGGUAUCAAGUUUCUGCACGCCUACCCGCUCAUCCAGGAAGCCAGCCUCGCCAGCCAGGGAGCCUUUUCUCACCCUGACCAAGUUUUCCCACUGGCUUCUUCAUUGUAUGGCAUUCAGAUUGCAGAUCAUCAGUUGAGACAAGCCACCAAGAUUGCUUCAGCACCUGAAAAACUCGGGCGAGAUCCACGGCCACAGACCUCCAGGAUAAGCCAGGAGCAGGUCCCUGAGGCCUCACAGCUCUCCCAGCUGACUUCAAAUCUGGCCCAGGUGAAUCGGACAAAUAUGACUCCCUCAGAUCCCCUGCAGACCUCGCUGUCUCCAGAACUUGUUUCCACUCCUGUUCCUCCCCCUCCUCCCGGGGAGGAGACCAAUCUGGAAGCAUCUUCCUCCGAUGAGCAGCCUGCAUCCCUUACAAUAGCCCACGUCAAGCCGAGCAUCAUGAAGAGGAAUGGGAGCUUUCCAAAGUACUAUGCCUGCCACCUGUGUGGACGGCGCUUCACUCUCCGGAGCAGCUUACGUGAACACCUCCAGAUCCACACAGGAGUACCUUUCACAUCUAGCCAACAGGGAGAAAGUCGCGUCCCCCUGACUCUCUGUAGCAAUGCAGCUGACCUCGGGAAAGAUGCCAUGGAAGUGCCUGAAGCCGGGAUGAUAAGUGACAGUGAGCUGCAGCACAUCUCCGAUUCUCCCAUCAUCGAUGGGCAGCAGCAGUCGGAAACCCCACCCCCCUCAGACAUUGCUGACAUUGACAACCUGGAGCAAGCCGACCAGGAGAGGGAGGUGAAGAGGCGGAAGUACGAGUGCACAAUAUGUGGACGCAAAUUUAUCCAGAAAAGCCACUGGAGGGAACACAUGUACAUACACACCGGGAAGCCUUUCAAGUGCAGCACUUGUGACAAAAGCUUUUGCAGGGCCAACCAGGCUGCCCGCCACGUGUGCCUCAACCAGAGCAUCGACACUUACACCAUGGUGGACAAACAGACUCUGGAACUCUGCACAUUUGAGGAAGGGAGUCAGAUGGACAACAUGCUGGUGCAAACGAACAAACCCUACAAAUGCAACUUGUGUGACAAAACAUUCUCCACUCCCAAUGAGGUUGUUAAACAUUCAUGCCAAAACCAGAACUCGGACGUUUUUGCCCUAGACGAAGGGCGAUCCAUUCUCCUGGGCAGUGGGGACUCGGAAGUAACGGAGCCUGACCACCCAGUGUUAGCUUCCAUCAAAAAGGAACAGGAAACCGUCUUACUAGACUGAAUGUCACUUAUCUUUUUAAAAAACUCUCAUUUUUACAAAGACUAUCUUCCCUCCCUUCCCUGAAUUCAGAACUGUAGUUCUCCAUGGCAUGAUACAAACAGGUCCUUGUUCUCUUCUCCUCUUCCCCUUUUCCACAUCCCAGCCCCACCUCUGUCAAGGCUUUGUGCAUUAUACACCUGGAAUGUAUCAACUUUCAUUCAGGGGAUAUUGGAAAGAUAAUGGUCAUUAUACUUAUAAACUCAAAUUUUGAGAGGUUUUAGAUUAUUUAAAAGCAUACUUGGAACUAAUGAAGGGUAUAUAAUAAAACAACUGGAAUCCAAUUUGGUAAGCUAAAAUUAUGACUUUCCCUGGGUAAAAAGUCUUCUCAGAAAAACAAUGUCAGAAAAUACAGCGUGCUUCUUAGAGAUACGGCUGGGCUCUCUACUAUGCAAAAUCUAGAAGGUGUGGGGAAACUUUAAACCCAAGAAAACGUUCUUAGUAUUCAUCCUCCAGGUGUCUUACUUUAGAAUGCAUCCUUUGAGAUUAUGUCCCCUUAAGAAAAAUCAUCAGUUAAGAAAUCUACUUUAACAAAACAAAAAGGAGAAAAAGUAAUAAUGUGAUGGCAAUCUUAAUUUUUGGGUACAACAUGACAAGCUGUGAGUUUGUGUGUUUGUAAGAGAAAAAUGUGUGGGUACUUGCUAUAAACAGGUGAAUUAAUGCACAUCCUUAUCUCAUUGCUGGCUUCUUUCCAAGUUGAGCAACAACAAAAUGCUGUAUUUGAGUUUCUGACAAAAUUGUUUUAAAAAUCAGAUUUGAAUGUACUAUUCUAUAAAUUGCCUUUCUGAAUGGAACAUGACAUGCCAUUUUCUAGCAGCUGCCAGUGAUAAUUUGUUUUACACUAACUUUUAAAUCAGUGUGUGUACUGCAGGGAAAAGGAUAUAGGAAUAUUCAUCUUACAGGGGAAUUUGUGACCAGAAGAUGUAGUAACUUCAAUGACUGAAAAAGUCAAUGCUGAUAGUUUACUGGCAACAUUAAUUGAAGCAUCAAAAAUAAAUGGCAAAGAGAAAUCAGGACAAAAAAUCUAAUUGCUGUUUGGGAAAAAACUUGAUUUUGAUGUUUAUUCUCCAGGUUUUUGGUUUGUUUUUUUUUUUUUCUUUUUUAAUGCCUGAAAUUUUCUUCAUUGGCCCAAAAGCAGUAAAAAUUGUUCAUUAAUCUUCUGUUAGGCCAAUAAAAGAAGGGCCUCACAGGACAAACAGGAGCCAGAAGUAAGGACUGAAGGAGAAGGGGAGAAUAGCUAAUAGCUAUACUAUAUGUAUAUGUUAAAAACUGAAUAUCCCAUCAUCCUAUUUCAUGUAUAGUUGAGUUCUCAAAUUUGUAAGUUUUUAUACAUCCUUUCAUUGAAUAAACGUUUAAUUAAAUGA
Molecule: messenger RNA, 4894 nt
Organism: Pongo pygmaeus (Bornean orangutan)
Lineage: Eukaryota; Metazoa; Chordata; Mammalia; Primates; Hominidae
Gene: ZBTB2
Product: zinc finger and BTB domain containing 2
Exons: 3
Coding region: 1950-3494 (514 amino acids)
Biological process (GO): regulation of transcription by RNA polymerase II
Cellular component (GO): nucleus
Molecular function (GO): protein binding; DNA-binding transcription factor activity, RNA polymerase II-specific
Source: RefSeq, a predicted model, not a curated record